This is a messenger RNA of Mercenaria mercenaria, 8655 nucleotides long. RefSeq lists its product as uncharacterized. The transcript is spliced from 4 exons. Lineage: Eukaryota; Metazoa; Mollusca; Bivalvia; Venerida; Veneridae. Bases 2831 to 4342 code for a protein of 503 amino acids. The record is from RefSeq and is a predicted model, not a curated record.
ACAGCAUGGAUUCUGCGCAGACUGGCCUGGAUCCAUGCUGGUUGCAAAGCCACUAUGUUGAUUUUCACAUGGUGCGGCUCGUUUGUGAAUUAAACAUAAAAUAAGACACUCGACUCUUAGUCGCAAUCUUAAUAGGUUAAAUCGGACAUCUGCAAGCGAUACGAAAACAAAUAUACAGUUUUCGGAUGACAUCUUAAAGCUGAAGAGUAACAUACACGUGUAAAGUUUGACCAUAAUUACUACAUGCAAUUUAUGUUUACUGAUUUAUGUUGAAAGUAAACAUGUUACAAAGGACAAAAGUUAAAAAAUAGAAUAAAAAAGUUAUAAGAAAUAAAAAGAUCUCCACAUAUCUAUUAUUUUACCUAUCUGUUGCUCUAUUUACGGUAUGAAAACUACGAAAUAAAGGUAUCCAUUUCUUGUUAUUCAGUUCUAAACCAAAGGUUAAUUGAGCUCAUUGUUUUGUCAGGUGUUUUCAGCAAUGUUUUAUGUAAUAAGAUUCUUUCUUAUUCUGUGCAAUACCAGACAGAUAUGUUUUCUGAAGAAGCAACAAAACAGGAUCAUAAACACAUGGUUCGACUUACCUUACUCACCGCUGCACAUCUGUCCAUUUUGAAAUGUGGUUGUUGUUAUAAUAACAUAAAACUGAAUGCCAGAACACUUAAAACACAGAAAUAGAACUUAAUGACACAAAUACGCAAAGUGGAUCAAUCGACUGUUAAAUUUUAUGAGUAUCAACAUUUUUUUAACAUUUCUAAAAUAUUAUUCUAUUUUCGAAGGUCGUACAUAUAAUUUAUCUUGAAUAUACACGAUUGCGAAGAAAACAUGAGACUUGCUAUGUGUUAUUAUUAUAUUUUCUCGUCCUUUGGGAUUAUAGAGUGCACUCAAUUAUACUGUAAUAGAAUUCCGCUUAAGCCGGUGCUAGUAGGCGUGAGGGAUGUUGUAUAUUUCACUACCUCUCAUGAACAGACUCAAUCAAACCGUGUCCGCUAUUAUUUUGCUUGGUUGCAUUCUGUGCUCCCAAAGGAUCUUCUAACAUAUUUUAUUAUAUGCAUCACUCAAGCGAGCGUAUCUUAUAGAUAAAUUUAUGUGUGCGUGUGGUGUUUCCGUGUAUACUGUUAAUAUAUCACUUUUCAAAUUACACGUUGUGAAUGGAAAUUUCCAAGAGACCCCUCUGCUUUACAUUUGCAAAGGGAAAAUAUCCCGGAUAAGUUUGGUAUUUCUCACUGUGUAUGUCUUAUCUGAGAUGCCUGUUUUUCAUUCUUUGAGACUUUGUUCAUUUCAGCUUCUUUAUAUUUACAGUGCCAUUCAGCUGUUUUUGUAACAUUGUCGUCCUUUAAUUAUACAAAACUGCAACAAAUUCUAAACUGAUAAUGAUUAAAUCGCGACCAUAACUAAAUGUUUGUUCUUCUUUGUGAAUAAAAUUGUGCAUUUGCGACCAGCAUGCAUCCGCGCAGUCUGGUCAGGGUCCAUGCUGUUCGCUAACGGUUUCUGUAAUUGCAAUAGGCUUUGAAAGCGAACAGCAUGGAUCUUGACCAGACUAGUUAAUACAAUUUUUGAAGCAUAGACUGAGUCUGUUCGUGAGAGGAAGGAAAUGUACAACACCCUUUGCGGUCCUAACACCGGUCCAAAAAGACAAUGAGUCAAAGAACAGGCAGAAUACUUUAAACAGCCUCCAGAUGGCAUGUAAAAACUGUUACUGUCAUAGUUUACAAAAUAUCUCAGAAGAUUAAACUGUGCAUACAGGACAGCAAAAGUCUGUUACUGCAAUAGUUAAUACAAUCUAUAUGAAGAUCGUGUAUAUAAGGCUGCAGUUUGCGACAGAAUUUGUCUAGUCAGUAAAAAGAACUUAAGUAUUUUAGUGGCUUUACACAUUCAUACUCAUUUAAUUAUCUGAAGUAUUUUAAAAACUGUUUAUACAAUGUAUACUAUGUUUACAUAUAUACUGUAUUGUAAUUGUUUAUAUCUUUUUUAAUACGAAAUUUGGACAUAAUGUAUCUUUAAUAAUUAUUUUCAGAAACAUAAAUGAAUGCAUACUACUGAAUUCAUGCAGUGUCACGAUAGAGGAGUGGGAGAAAAAAUAAUCAUUACCAAACCGUCAGUCAAAAAGUUCAAAAUUAAUUAUUUACGAAACUUUCGAUCAAAAAGAUGCAUUUUUCAUUCGUUUUGAACAUAAUUUCACAAAAAAUAGCGCCACCUUUCUGUAAUUUUCCCAUCUGAAAUGAUAUAUUAAUUAGUUCGAGUGAUCACGUCUGGACAGGAAUAGAUUUGACUGCAUAUGUAACUGGUUUUACCGCAAAAAAACAAAAAAAAAAAAAAAAAAAAAAAACAAAAAAAAGAAAAACGUAGCAAAAUUAAUUUUGCUGAAAAAUGCAGCUAUGAGAACACAAGAUGUACUGAAAGGGAAUUAAUUUGUUUAUGAUUGUCACAAUUUAUUAAAAAUAUUCAAACUAUUUCAUUAGGAUGGUUUAGAGACACCAAGCUUACUACCUCCCAAGUAGAUUGCAUAAAAAGAAACUAUUAAAUUAUAAUUUGUUUGUCGACGCUGCAUUUAUAUGCAAUGCGACGCGUAAAUACACUUUUGCAAACGGAUAUUUUCAUUGUGACAAAGAGCGUGUACUCGUGUUUAGUAUGACUGCAGCAAAUUCUAAUAUAAAUAAAUAAAACUUUAAACUCUUUUUAUUGCAAGCGCUAGUGUGAACAUGUUCUGAAAGACGAAAGAGUGUCUCCUUAACUUAUUUUCCAUAAUACAUUUUUAAAUGUAUAUGACAACUACUUUUGUAAAACUUAUUUGAAAAUGUUCUAAAUCUGAAUCAAUUUAAGGACCUUUCCUAUGUUUUUUUCAACUAUAAUGUUCGAACUAGAAACACGCGGUAUACCUGAAAGAAACGCAAAAGAAAUAGAGCAAAUAAUUUUCAAUUUUCUUUGGGAUAAUAAAAAGCCUCAUGUUGCAAAAAAUACACUUAAGCGUGAAAAAUAUUCCAGUGGUCUCAAUCGUUUUAGUAUAUCAGACCUGAGCAUGGCUUUAAAUAUAAGAAUGUUAUACAAGAUUUUGCAUGCAGAUGUUCAAAACUGGAAUGUAAUAGGAAAGUCUGUGUUGUCUGCACGAGAUAAAGAAUAUUACCAAAGAUAUUUUAUAUGUACAUGCUCAUUUUUUGAUAAAUCACUUUUGAAAACCCCGGUUCAUGUUUUUUACAUGCAAGCAAUAAAAAACUGGUGUGAUUUUCUCAAAUGUUUUGAACCGUUAAAAUCGGACGACCUCUUACACUGUAAAUUAUUUGGAAACCAUAAAAUUUUAUCACGCAGUAAGCCGCUGUAUUUUAAGUCCUUUUUGGAAAGUAAUAUUGUUACAAUUAAAGACGUCUGGGAUUAUUCAAAUAGAAAUUUCAUUUCAGAAAGAGAGCUUCUACGAAAAUUAAAGAAGUCCACUAACUGGAUUGCAGAGUGGAUGAAACUUAAAUCCAGUAUACCAAAAGAAUUUACGGAUAUCUUAAAGCUAGGUUCCCAAAUACAGGUUAAUGAUCAAAAUAACCAAAAUAUCAUUUUGUCCCAAAGAAAUUUAACUGUCUGUACGCGAAAUGGAAACAUAAUUCAGCCUAGUAAAUUGCAAACACGCGACAUUUUAAAUUUAUUUGUACGACAUAAUCAACCAAAAAAACUUCAUACAGAACAAAAAUGGGAAGAAAAGUUUAAAACUAGAUCUACAAGCGUUUUGAUAAAUUGGAAUUGUACUUGGUCAAAUUUGUACCGCUGUUACUCCACAAAAAAAGCUAAGCAGUUCCAAUGGAAAUUUUUACAUAAUUGUAUUUUCACAGAAAACAAACUAAGUUUGAUGCGUCUCUCAAACGGUAUUUGUAACAUGUGUAAAUCUCACAGGGAAACAUUAAUACAUUUAUUCUGGGAGUGCGAAAAAGUAAAACCAAUCUGGAAAUAUAUUCAAACAAUAUUAGAAGAACCAUUUAAAAUACUGAAUAUUAAAAAUAUUUUUUCGUUUGAAGACAUUGCUUUUGGACUUUCUUCAAAUAAUGUUAAUUUAAUCAACACGUUUAUAUUCGAGACUAAAUGGCACAUUUGGAAAUUUCGGAAUUUUCAUAAAUUCAGAGCUGAAUUAGAAACCCAUUCACUUAAGAAUUUAAAAAUUUCAAUAACCAACACCGUAAGACAACAAAUACAGUAUCAAAACACGACUAAUGAAAACCGACAAGUGGUUUAUUAUAGGGAAUCGAUCUUACCGAUUUUCGUCGCGAAGCGACGAAAAUCAGGAUCGAAUCCCACUACGGUAACAUACGAGGGUAUCCAAACAACACAUACUAUCCAAAUAAAAAAAUAUGGAGUUCCGGUUUAGACCAUGGGCGUGCGACGACCCCGAUGAAAUUCGGGAUAUCACGGUCUUCGUUAAUGUUAAUAAGCGUCCGUCAGAUCAGUAGGCGAAACGCAAUAUCCGCACAAUAAGAUGUCUGCGACCCGAAAGAAUAUUCAAAGUAAGCUGUUAAUUUUGUUGCGUCAGAAGCUAAUCAGCCGGUAACGUGACUACACUGAUAUAAUUUGUGAUACAAACAUGCUUUAUUCAAUACUGAGUAGCAUUUUUAAACGGCGACAUUUUGAACAUUUUUAUAUUUAGAGUGAGAGUGGAUACACGUUACACUGGCGCCGACAUUUUGAAAAUUUGAGGAAACAAAAAAAUUCUCUAACGAGUUCUUCAGCUCGGGGAAUGAGAGAAUAGAUUCACCUUUGUGUCGCUUUUCAGAUCGUAUUUUAAUUCCUUUCCGAAUAUGGACGGCACUCCAGUACAGCAUGUGCAUGGUUGGACCUGUUGACAUUUUUAGAAACGCGUCUUGGUCUAUUAUACAGAGUAUUGUUGUACUGCUCCAAAGUGCUUGUUGACAGACUGAAACCACUUGCUUGCGGCUCAUAAGGUUCACUUCUUGUGAGCAGGCAGCUACAAAAUGGAAGGUCAACAAAUCCAGUAUACUUGAAAAGCAAGAAAGAAACACCAGAAAAUAUAAAAAGACAGAAGAACAAGGGAACUUUAAUAAAAAGAAAAAAAAAACUUUUAAGGAUAGGAAUUCAGGAUUUACUUAGAAACUAAACUUAUUUUGAGAACAGCAGUGUUUGACUAAGCUGUGUUACCUUAAGAGAUAAUGUAUUAUCACAUUGGUAUUGUUAUUGUCGAGCCCGCUUGCGGAAGCAAAGACAUAGUUGUCCAAAUGUCUAUUCGGUGUAUGUGCGUGCGUGCGUCCGUCCGGAUUUGUUUGUCCGGACCAUAAUUUGGACAUGCAUGGAGCAAUCUUGUUUAUAUAUGGUAUGAAUGUUAACCUCAGUGAGACGGAGUGUCAUGCGCAAGCCCAAGGUUCCUAUCUCAAAGGUCAAGAUCACACUUACACGCCAAAGGUCAAAUUCAAAAAUGACUUUAUCCGGAGCAUUUCUUCUUCAUGCAUGGAGGGAUUUUGAUGUAACUUGGCACAAUUGUUCACCAUCAUGAGAUGGAGUGUCAUGCGCAAGAACCAGGUCCCUUUGUCUAAGGUCAAGGUCACACUUAGAGGUCAAAGGAUACAAGAAUGACAACUUUGUCUGGAGCAUUUCUUCUUCAUGCAUGGAGGGACUUUGAUGUAACUUGGCACAAAUGUUCACCACCAUGAGACAGAGUGUCAUGCGGAAGAACCAGGUCCCUAGGUCUAAGGUCAAGGUCACACUUAAGGUCAAAAGUCAGAUACAAGAAUGACUUUGUCUGGAGCAUUUCUUUUUGAUGCAUAGAGGGAUUUUGAUGUAACUUGGCACAAUUGUUCAUCAUCAUGCGACGGAGUGUCAUGCUUAAGAUCCUAGAAUUACUUCCCUUUGUUGUUACUAUAAAUAGCUUACAUUUGUAACUUUUUUAUUACUGGUCGUAGGGAAAAAUCAAGACCACCUUUCUGUAGUACAACAUGCAUGUUACAUCCAAUUUUCAGGUGUAUUUUGACCUAUCUCUGCUGGUGCGGAUUUUUUUUUAAAUUUGUUUUUUUUAAUUUUACGUUCCUUUGUUGUUACUGUAAAUAACUUAUAUUGUAACUUUUUGCAAUCUCUUUUAUUUGGCAUAAAUGUUUGCCUCAAUGAGACAAGGAGUGUCAUGCACAACUCCUAGUCUUUUUGACAGCUGAUGGGCUUGACAUAUUUCCCGUGGGCAUCUAGUUCUCAUAUUUUUCAUGAGAUUUUAAAGAGAAUGUUCUGUUAUAGGGCCCCUAUGUAGUAAGCAGAUGAUAACUCAUGAAAUGCUUGACCGAUUUAAAUAUUUUUUGGUACAUAGUUACAGGUCAAGUUCGACUUUGGGGUCAGUAGGUCAAAGGUCAAGAUAACUUGCAAACACUUUGGCCUGGGAUCAUAGCUUUUGUAACACAGGUGUAACAUGAUAAAAUACAGGUUGUUUGAAUUUGAGGUCAAUAGAUCAAAGGUCAAGGUCACAGUGACCUUGAACAGUUGAACGGUUUCCGAAUGAUAACUUGAGACCUUGAGCCUAGGAUGAUAAAGUUUGGUACACAGGUGUCACAUCAUGAAAUACAGGUCAAGUUUUACUUUGAGAUCAGUAGGUCAAGGUCACAAUAAGGCAAAACAGUGAAAUGUUUUUCAGAUUAUAACUUGAGAAUGCUUGAGCCUAGGAUCAUGAAAAUUGUUAGGGAGGUUGAUUAUGACCAGCAGGUAAUCCCUAAUGAUGUUGAGGUAAGUAAGUCACAGGUCAAGGUCGCACUGACCCGGUUCUUUAAAAUGAUGCACGGAGGGGCACCUGGGGUCUUCCUCCACCAUUAAAACUGUAAAGUCGCCAUAUGACCUAUCCUGUAUCGGUGUGAUGUUAAGUUCAACAAAAUAACGGUUCUUUAAAAUGGUUUUUGGACAAUAACUUCAGGAUGCUUGGGAUGAGAAACACAAAAUUUAGUACAAGGUUGGUCUUGACCAGCAGAUUACCUGUAUUGAUUUAGAGUUCCAAAGGUCAGGAUGACCCGGAACAUUUAAACCUUUUCCAUACAACAACUUAUGAACACUUGGGCGGAGGAUCAUGAAACUAUGGAGAUUGAAUCUGAGGUCAUUAGGUCAUAGCUCAAGAAAAUGCUGCUUUGAUAUUGGCUUAGUUCAGUGAUAAGGCCAUAUUGUAGGGGUAUAAUUAAUCACUCCUGUGACAACUCUAGCGUUUAGCUCACCUGAGCACAAAGUGCUCAAGGUGAGCUUUUGUGAUCGCCCUGUGUCCGUCCGUCGUCAACAAUUUGACUGUUAACACUCUAGAGGUCACAAUUUUUACCUAAUCUUUAUGAAACUUGGUCAGAAUGUUACCCUCAAUAAAACCUUGGAUACAUUUGAUGUUGGGUUAUCUUGGAUCAAAAACUAGGUCACCAAGUCAAAUCAAAGGAAAAGCUUGUUAACGCCGUAGAGGUCACAUUUAAGACUAUAUCUUCAUGAAACUUGGUCAGAAUGUUAAUCUUGAUGAUCUCAAGGUCCAGUCUGAAUCUGGGUUAUGUAGGGUCAAAAACUAGGUCACUAGGUCAAAUCAAAGGAAAAGCUAGUUUACGCUCUAGAAACCAAAUUUAUGACCAUAUCUUAAUGAAACUUGGUCAAAAUGUUAAUCUUAAUGAUCCAUAGAUCAGAUUCAAAUCUGGGUCAAUCGGGGUCAAAAAUUAGGUCACCAGGUUAAAUCAAAGGAAAAGCUUGUUAACACUUCUAGAGGUCACAAUUUUGACCCAAUCUUAAUGAAACUUUGUCAAAAUGUUAUCCUCAAUAAAAUAUUGGACAAGUUUGAUAUUGGGUCGUCUAGGGUCAAAAACUAGGUCACCAGGUCAAAUCAAAGGAAAAGCUUGUUAACACUGUAGUGGCUACAUUUAUGACCAUAUCUUAAUGAAACUUUGUCAGAAUUUUAAUCUUGAUGAUCUAUAGGCCAAGUUAAAUCUAGUUCAGGUGGGAUUAAAAAUUAGGUCACUAGGUCAAAUCAAAGGAACGGCUUGUUAACACUCCAGAGGCCACAUUUAUGACUGCAUCUUCGUGAAACUUAAUCAGAAUGUUAAUCUUGAUGAUCUUUCAGUCAAGUUUGAAUCUGGGUCAUGUGGGGUCAAAAACUAGGUCACCAAGUCAAAUCAAAGGAAAAGCUAGUUAACUCUUUAGAGGCUACAUUUAUGAUCAUAUCUUAAUGUAACUUGGUCAGAAUGUUGAUCUUGAUGAUCUUUAUGUUAAUAUGUCAGGCGAGCGAUACAGGGCCAUCAUGGCCCCUCUUGUUUAUUUGUUCUUGUUGUAAGAGAAAUUGUACAUUUUAGAAUACAGAUUACAGCAAGUCACAUUUUCUUUAUUUUGACAAUACUUAUUUCAAAGCCUGACAAAAGCAUCCAGUACUGUUAUUAAAAGUUGUUAUUCACAGUUCAGCUAUAUUUCAUGUAUGGAUAAAACAAGUUAUGUGAUCUGUGAUCAUUAUAAAUGUGUAAACAGAUAAAACUUAAACAUGUGAACAGUUUAUUCAAUAAAUAAAGUGUAAUGCAAGUCUUUGUGAUGUGUAUAUAAAAGCAAAAUUAAUUUAGGAUUUGAUUUACGAGAAAUUUCAGAUUUACAAUUAACACAAAUAGAAAAAACCAAGCCUGCACAAGAAGGCUAAUAUGUCUCCCUAGACUGAUCUCUUAACCUGCCGUGGUGCAAAUAGAUUGUUAAUGUGUG